Messenger RNA from Pseudomassariella vexata, 1176 nucleotides. Its product is annotated as carbohydrate esterase family 15 protein. NCBI's taxonomy places the organism in Eukaryota, Fungi, Ascomycota, Sordariomycetes, Amphisphaeriales, Pseudomassariaceae. The transcript has a single exon. The record is from RefSeq and is a predicted model, not a curated record. The coding region runs from base 1 to 1176 and encodes 391 amino acids.
AUGCUCACUGCGGCUCUCCUCCUGGGCUCCACCCUAGCCCUUCCAGCCGAGUUCGGCCUAACCGAACGUCAAGACAAUUGCACGGUGGCGUCUACAUUUGCGGCCGUCGACGUCCCCAAGCUCAACGACCCGUUCACUUUCUACGAUGGGCGCAAGGUGGCCACCAAGGCGGACUUCACCUGCCGCCAGCAGGAAAUCAGCAAGAUCCUGCAGCAGUACGAGCUGGGCGAUUUUCCUGGACCCCCCGAUAAGGUCGAAGCCUCCAUGUCGGGCAGCACCCUCAACGUCAAGGUCACGGUGGGCACCAAAUCCGUCACCAUCAGCGCCGCCAUCCGGAAGGGCAGCACCAGCCCCGGCCCGGCCAUCAUCACUGUUGGCGGUGCUUCGCUUCCCAUUCCCGGCACCGUCAGCACCGUUGCUUUUGGGAACGACGCCUUCGCUUCGCAAGCCAGUGGCUCGUCUCGUGGUCAGGGCGCCUUCUACACCCUCUUCGGAAACACCCACUCGGCCGGCGCACUCACUGCCUGGGCCUGGGGUGUCGGCCGCAUCAUCGACGGGCUGGAACAGCUCGGCGCCGCCACCACGGGCAUCGACCCCAAGCGUCUUGGUGUUACUGGCUGUUCUCGCAACGGCAAGGGAGCUUUCGUCGUAGGCGCCCUCAACGACCGCAUCGCCCUGACUCUGCCGCAGGAGUCCGGGUCCGGCGGAGCAGCCUGCUGGCGCAUCUCGGACCAACAGAAGAACGCAGGGGCAAAUAUCCAAACAGCGGGUGAGAUCGUGGGCGAGAAUGUCUGGUUCAGCAGUCGGUUCAACUCAUACACGAGCAAGAUUACUACCAUGCCUGAGGAUCACCAUCUGCUGGCCGGGUUGGUGGCGCCCAGGGGGCUGUUUGUCAUGGAGAACGAUAUUGAUUGGUUGGGCCCUGUCGCCACCACGGGUUGCAUGAAGGCGGGUCGGUUGAUCUACAAGGCUCUUGGGGCCCCUGAUGCCAUGGGCUUUGACCUCACCGGUGGUCACUCGCACUGUCAAUUCCCGUCGUCUUCGCAGGCUGCGCUUACGGGGUACAUCAACACUUACCUCUUGGGCCAGGGCACUCCUCCGACUGGUAUUGAGAAGAGCUCUGCUACUGUCAAUAUGGCUGACUGGGUUGACUGGACCCCUCCCACUCUUACCUAG